Mixia osmundae IAM 14324 is the source of this 1001-nucleotide messenger RNA. RefSeq lists its product as uncharacterized. The record is from RefSeq and is a predicted model, not a curated record. Bases 117 to 941 code for a protein of 274 amino acids. The transcript is spliced from 4 exons. Gene Ontology annotation, molecular function: oxidoreductase activity. Lineage: Eukaryota; Fungi; Basidiomycota; Mixiomycetes; Mixiales; Mixiaceae.
GCCUCGAGCCUCUGGCGGCAACAGGCGCUGCGGCAGUCGCGUUUCUCACGCUGACUUGACUCUGACGCGAUACCGGCAGUCACCCCGCUGAAUAGCCGCACAUCGCUUGAUCCGUCAUGCAGACCGGCAAGCUCUUCGAUGUCACCGACAAGGUCGUCGUCGUUACCGGCGGCGGCAAAGGCAUUGGCAAGAUGAUCUCGACUGGAUUCGUGCGAGCGGGUGCAAAGGUCUACAUCACUUCUCGGGAUGCAAAAGCGCUCGAAGCAACGGCAGCAGAAUUGACGAAACUCGGUCCUGGAUCUUGUCACGCUAUCGCUGCCGACAUGCAAAAGUACGAUCAAGUCGAGCAGUUUGUUGCCGAGCUCGGCAAGAAAGAGAAGGCUGUACACGUUCUCGUCAAUAAUGCGGGCGCCAAUUGGGGCGCGGACUUGGAGGAGUACCCAGAUGCCGCCUUCACCAAAGUCAUGACGCUCAACGUCCAGCGAGUCUUCACGCUGACGCAGAAGAUGGUACCGCUACUACAAGCUGGAGCGAAGAAAGGUUCGGCGGCAGGAGGUGCGAAAGAACCUCCCUUUGACGAUCCGGCGAGGAUCAUCAAUAUUGGCUCGAUUGACGGAUUACGUGUUCCUUCACUGAACACGUAUGCCUACUCCUCAAGCAAGGCUGCGCUGCACCAUCUGUCGAGAGUGCUAGCCUCACAGCUAGGGCCGACUGGCGUGACGAGCAAUACACUCGCAUGCGGUCCCUUCGAAUCCAAGAUGAUGGCUGCCACGCUUGCAGCAGCAGGUGACGCUAUCCGUGAUGGCGUGCCCCUCAAGAGGAUUGGUUCUCCGGAGGAUGUAGCUGGCGCAUGUAUCUUCCUCUCCAGCCGAGCAGGUGCCUACAUCAACGGUGCAACGAUUCCGCUCGAUGGAGGCAUCGUCAUCUCGGCUAAGAUGUAAACAAAUGCAUGAAACAGACACAGCAUCGUAACCAGACUAGACCUGCGCACAGACACAGAC